AUGACACUGAAGCUCGGAUUCGUCAACGUUGUCGUAACUUCCUCUGCAGAAACGGUGAAAGAAAUUCUUCAUACUCACGAAAUGGAAUUCAUAGGUAGGCCCAUUCCCGAUGCGGACACGACAGAGAACGGGUCCGAGCUCGCUCUACCGUGGCUAUCGGUGGGCCCCUACUGGAAGAAACUCCGGGAAAUAUGCAACGCCCAUCUUUUCACGCAUGCGAAGCUAGAUUUGAUCCAAGAACUUCGCAAUCAAGUGAUGAGAAAUAUGACCGAACGUGUGUUUCGAGCUCAAGAACGUGGAGAAGCGGUCGAGAUUAAAGGACUAGCUUUUAGUACUAUCGUGCAGUUGUUGUCGAACUCGAUGUUUUCGGACGAUUUGUUGGAUCCUGCAUCGGGUGCAAUGGAGGAGCUGGAAAUGCUUAAUGGUAAUAUAAUGGUGUUAUUGGGGAAGCCAAACUUUGCUGAUUAUUAUCCUUUCUUGAGGCUAUUUGAUUUGCAAGGGAUUAGGCGUGAGAUCAGAAAGUCGUAUGAUACAUUGCAUGGAUUGAUCGAUGGCAUUAUUGAUAUAAGGACGGAGCGUCGUCGUCUGAGUGGUGGAUCGGAUAGGGUUCUUGGAUGUUCUUCUCGAUUAUAUGGAAGAUGGAGGACCUCAAGGCAUUUCGGGUAA
Messenger RNA from Erythranthe guttata (spotted monkey flower), 666 nucleotides. NCBI's taxonomy places the organism in Eukaryota, Viridiplantae, Streptophyta, Magnoliopsida, Lamiales, Phrymaceae. The record is from RefSeq and is a predicted model, not a curated record.